AUGCCGGAGACGGUGGUGUCCGACAAUGGACCACAACUGGUGUCCGAAGAGUUCACAGCGUUUAUGCGGGACGUCGGGGCCAGACAUAUCGUGAGCGCCCCUUAUCAUCCAAGCACAAAUGGCCUGGCGGAGCGGUUCGUGCAAACGUUGAAGUCUGCUCUGCGCAAGUCACCGCCCGCUUCCGCGCAGCAGCGGCGCAGGCAGCAGCUGAGUGUCAUCGUCGAACUAGAAGCUUUGGAGGCUGACCUAGAAAGUGCGUGGCGUAGGAGCCGACAGCUUUUAUUGGCAGCUGCAGCACGUUACUCCAGCGAACGUUCUGUUUGGGCAUACCCCCGGGAGGUGUCGUGGUACGAGACGACACUUCCGCACGUCCCCGACAAUGUGUUCAAGGAGAACUUUCGUGUAAACCGCGCCACUUUCGACUAUAUAGUCAGUGUUUGCGAGUCCAUGAGGCGUCUAGACACUAAUAUGCGGAAGGCCAUUCCACUCAAAAAGCGUGUUGCAAUAGCGCUCUACCGCCUCACUACCUCUGCUGAGGACGGAAGUGUGGGCAAUAUUUUUGGUGUUGGCCGCUCCACAGUGAAUCUUGUUUUCCGCGAGUUUUGUGCCACUGUUGUUCGCCGUCUAGAAUCCCGCUACGUAAAAUUUCCCAGGGAACGCGAAGUCGCCGAGCACGUACGCAGGUUUGCCGCAGUGACAGGGUUUCCUCAAGGCAUGGGCGCCCUGGACGGGUGCCAUAUUGAAGUCUGUCCCCCAAAAGAGAAUGCCGCUGAUUACAUUAAUUAUAAGGGGUGGUACAGCGUCAUAUUAUUAGCUGUUGUGGACCACACCUACAAGUUUCAAUACACUAAUGUAGGAACGCCUGGGAAAAACCACGAUUCCAAUGUCUUUCAGCGGUCACGGCUUCCUAAAGUGUUGGCUGGCAGCCGAUUCACCAAAGACAAAAGGCUCCUUAAGAAUGUGGAAAUUGGUCCUGUGCUGCUUGCCGACCAGGCGUUCCCGUUACAGCCAACAAUAAUGAAGCCUUACCCUCACCCUGGCCCUAGAGGUUCCCCUACGCAGUACUUUAACUACCGUCUCUCGAGUGCCAGGCGUGUGGUAGAAAAUGCAUUUGGCCGGCUGAAGGCACGCUUCCGGAUCUUGCACACGCUCGAGUGUGACAUUGACAAUGUCAACAGCAUCAUUCGUGCAUGUUGUGUUCUGCACAACAUUUGUGAACAGCUCAAUGAUCGCUGCGAUGUCUUGUGGGUGGAUGCCGUCACAAAUGAAGAUCGAAGACGGCCUCAACCAGUUUGUACGACGAGGCGGGUGGAACCAUCUUGUGUGGCUGUGAGGAAUGCCCUUGCUGAGCACUUGCACUCUACUAAAUGAGAAAAUGCUGCGAAAAGAAGGAAUGAUGUGCUCUUUGCGUGUGCUCCUAUUAGAAUUUUGCUGUGUAGUGAAGUUCCUAUGCAUUGCCUGUGUCGCGAUAUGACCACAAUGCC
This is a messenger RNA of Rhipicephalus sanguineus (brown dog tick), 1484 nucleotides long. RefSeq lists its product as uncharacterized. The transcript has 2 exons. Gene Ontology annotation, molecular function: nucleic acid binding. The record is from RefSeq and is a predicted model, not a curated record. Lineage: Eukaryota; Metazoa; Arthropoda; Arachnida; Ixodida; Ixodidae. Gene Ontology annotation, biological process: DNA integration. Bases 1 to 1371 code for a protein of 456 amino acids.